AUGGCAUUCAAGUUGGUAGUUCUCUCUUGCCUCCUGGCCCUUGCUCACGGUAGUGGGGUGCCCGCAGCCAUCGCUGCUGCUCCCGUGGCCUACGCUGCCCCUGUGGCCGCAGCCAGGUUGGAGGAGUUCGACCCUCGCCCGCAGUACAGCUUUGGAUACAACGUGGCUGACUCCCUCACCGGUGACUACAAGAGCCAGACCGAGCAGCGCAACGGAGACCUGGUUCAGGGCCAAUACUCUCUGGUAGAAUCUGACGGCACUCGCCGAGUGGUCGACUACACAGCUGACCCAGUGAGUGGUUUCAACGCAGUAGUGCGCAACGAGCCCCUUGUUGUGGCCGCUCCAGCUGAGCCUGCUGUUGUUCCCGCUCGUUACACCGCCGCCGCUGCAGUAGCCGCACCUGUGGCUGCUCCUGUAGCUGUUGCUCAGGCUGCUCCAGUUGUUGCUGCUGCAAAAUUCGCUGCUGCACCAGCCUACGCCCGAUACGUCGCACCUGUUGCCAACGCCGUUGCUGCUCCAGCACCCGCAGUCUACGCUCGUUACGCCGCUGCCACCGUUGCUGCUGCCCCCGUAGCUGCUGCCCCCGUAGCUGCUGCCCCUGUAGCUGCUGCUCCUGCAUUCACUGGAUUCGCUCGUUACGCAGCUGCACCCUUCGUAGCGUCUAGCUACGUAGCUGCACCUGUAGCGGCUGCUUACAGAACCGCGUACUCUGCUCCGGUUGCUGCGGCCUACUCUGUGCCUUAUGCUACUCAAGUGGCAGCUGCAUACACUGCUUCAGUGCCUGCUGCGUACACUGCGGCAGUGCCUGCUGCGUACACUGCGGCAGUGCCUGCUGCGUACACAGCGGCAGUGCCAGCAGCCUACAGUGCUCCCGUGGUGGCUGCAUACAAGGCGGCUCCCGUAGCUGCAGCAUACAGUGCGCCUGCACCCACGGCUGUAGCCCCCGUCCCCGCCUCCACAGCCCGCGCCGCUCCUGCCAAGAUCGUAGAAUCAUCAGCUGCCGCCGGUUACCGUUACCCUUGA
Messenger RNA from Spodoptera littoralis (African cotton leafworm), 1023 nucleotides. The record is from the annotation of a GenBank genome assembly. Lineage: Eukaryota; Metazoa; Arthropoda; Insecta; Lepidoptera; Noctuidae.